This is a messenger RNA of Owenia fusiformis, 628 nucleotides long. The record is from the annotation of a GenBank genome assembly. Lineage: Eukaryota; Metazoa; Annelida; Polychaeta; Sabellida; Oweniidae.
CGCAGAUUGAUUAUUUUAAUGAAAAUUUCUUUGAAAAAAUGCAAACAUUUAUUCAUGAUUCUCAGAACAUAUCCUUAGAUGAACCAAUAGAUUUAUUAAGUGACAUUAUUAUAAAUGGUCCUAUUCAAACCUCUGAAGUUUGUAUGGCUUUAAAACGUAUCAAUUCUAAUCGAUCACCAGGUAUAGAUGGCAUACCUUCAGAUAUUAUCAAAAUUCCGAAAGUCUUAUUGUGCCCUUUACAGCACUCUUUAACGCCAUCUUUGAAAAAGGGGAGUAUCCAGAUAAAUGGAGCAUUGGAAUGCUUUCACCAUUAUUUAAGCAAGGAAGUCGAUUCUCUCCUGAUAAUUAUAGAGGAAUAAAUGUGCUCGCAACUCUUGGAAAUGUUUUUGACUCUGUUAUUCAACAUAGACUAGUUUUCAAUGCAGAAAUGAGCAACUCACAAGACCCUUUUCAAGGAGCUUAUAAACAUGACCGGCGAACUACGGAUAACAUCUUUAUUUUAAGGUCUCUAAUAAAUAAAUUCAAUUGACAGAAGAAAACACUCUAUACAUGCAUGAUUGAUUUUAGAAAAGCUUUUGACUAUAUUGAUAGAACAGUCCUCUUUUAUAAACUAUGCAAGUUUGGUAUA